Aspergillus pseudonomiae is the source of this 615-nucleotide messenger RNA. RefSeq names its product protein transporter TIM23. Bases 1 to 615 code for a protein of 204 amino acids. Gene Ontology annotation, molecular function: transmembrane protein transporter activity. Gene Ontology annotation, cellular component: mitochondrial inner membrane; TIM23 mitochondrial import inner membrane translocase complex. The transcript is spliced from 2 exons. The record is from RefSeq and is a predicted model, not a curated record. Lineage: Eukaryota; Fungi; Ascomycota; Eurotiomycetes; Eurotiales; Aspergillaceae. Gene Ontology annotation, biological process: protein import into mitochondrial matrix.
AUGUCUUUCUGGGACUCACUCAGCGGCCGCAAACAGUCCAAAGGACCCGAAUUCGACCCUUCCACCGCGCAAGAUGCUACGUCGUUCCUUUCGGAGGUCGCCAUCCCUGAUCCUACCUCACUCCACCCCUUGGCUGGCCUGAACCAGGAUACCCUCGAUUAUAUCACUCUCGAAGACUCCGCCCUUGAUGAAACACCUGGCUCGCGAUCACUUUUGCCAUCUCGUGGAUGGUCCGAUGAUCUGUGUUAUGGAGCCGGAACAACAUACCUUGCUGGUUUGACUGCUGGAGGAGCAUGGGGUCUUGCUGAAGGCAUGAGAAAGGUGCCUGCGACAGCACCUCCCAAAAUUCGCCUCAACGGUGUCCUGAACGCUAUCACAAGGAGAGGUCCUUUCCUCGGAAACUCCGCCGGUGUGGUGGCUAUGGUAUAUAACGGCUUUAACUCGGGAAUUGGAUAUGCGCGAGGAAAGCAUGACUCUGCCAACAGUAUUGUUGCAGGUGCCCUAAGUGGUAUGCUCUUCAAGAGCACCAGGGGUCUUAAGCCCAUGAUGAUCUCUGGUGGUAUUGUGGCUUCUAUUGCAGGAGGCUGGGCUCUUGUGCGCAAGACCUUUCUGUAG